Molecule: messenger RNA, 4577 nt
Organism: Diachasmimorpha longicaudata
Lineage: Eukaryota; Metazoa; Arthropoda; Insecta; Hymenoptera; Braconidae
Gene: Hrb27C
Product: heterogeneous nuclear ribonucleoprotein 27C
Exons: 10
Coding region: 155-1861 (568 amino acids)
Biological process (GO): regulation of translation; synapse organization
Cellular component (GO): neuron projection membrane
Molecular function (GO): mRNA binding
Source: RefSeq, a predicted model, not a curated record
CAUUCCCCGGCUAUAACCCGAAGUCGCUCGAGUUUCAUCGUUGGUUGUUUCAUUUGUGGGAAGCCAUUACCCUCGUCCGCGCUAAAGCAUCGUGCCAUAUUCCACACGCGCCCGCUAAAGUAACAACAAUUCACGUAGUUAUAAGUGAAAUAUUAUGAGAGUGAAAGUCGAAAUGGACGACGACGAAAAGGGAAAAUUAUUUGUUGGCGGCUUAUCCUGGGAGACAACGCAAGAAAAUUUACAGCGUUACUUCAGCCGUUAUGGCGAAGUUAUUGACUGUGUCGUGAUGAAGAACUCUGAGUCUGGACGAAGCCGCGGAUUCGGCUUUGUUACGUUCAGUGAUCCAGCUAAUGUGGGACUUGUUCUUCAGAACGGACCACAUCAAUUAGACGGUCGCACGAUUGAUCCCAAACCAUGCAAUCCACGCACCCUGCAGAAGCCAAAACGCAGCGGUGGCUUUCCAAAAGUCUUUCUCGGUGGCCUGCCCAGCAACGUAACCGAGACUGACCUUCGACAAUUUUUCGCCCGCUUCGGCAAGGUCAUGGAAGUUGUUAUAAUGUACGACCAGGAGAAAAAGAAAUCCAGAGGAUUUGGAUUUCUCAGCUUCGAAGAUGAAGACGCUGUGGACCGAUGUGUAUCAGAGCAUUUCGUCAAUCUUGCAGGCAAACAGGUUGAGAUAAAGCGUGCUGAACCACGUGACUCGUCCAGCAAGAUGAAUGACAGUCAUCAAGGUCAGUGGGGUCCACCACAGCAGGGUGGACCACCGAUGGGCAUGGCUGGUAAUAUGGGCCCGAUGGGUGGACCAAAUGGUCAGAUGGGUGGACCAAUGAUGGGUGGACCAAUGGGACCACCUGGAAAUAUGAUGCAACAAUACCAGGGAUGGGGUACCAGUCCUCAGACUGGUGGUUAUGCUGGAUACAGCGCUCAAUACAACGCUCAAGGCUGGGGUGCACCACCUGGGCCACCUCAGCAGCAGCAGAUCCCUCCACCACCACCUCAUCAGUGGGGCAAUAACUACAGCGUUCAACCAGCAGCUGCUACUCAGGGAUACGGGAGCUAUGGUGGCUCCAGCUUGUCGAGUGUCAUUGCAAUAGGCAGUAAACCCACAAAACCGUGGGAUAAACCUUACUUCGACGACAUCACUCAGAAAAACAUCACUGCCAUUGUUGGACAAAAAGCUGUACUCAGUUGUCACGUCAAACAUCCGGGUAAUCGAACGAUAUCCUGGAUGAGAAUGCGCGAUAUGCACAUACUCACAUCAUCGACAAUCACAUACACCGGUGACGCAAGAUUUUCAGUGAAACAUCCCGAGGGUAGUGACGAGUGGCGAUUAACGAUAAAUUUUGUUCAGCCAAGGGAUGCGGGUUUAUACGAGUGUCAGGUCAAUACAGAGCCUAAAAUGAAAUUGGCCUUUGAACUGAGGGUCGAAGCGGCACAAGCGAAAAUCGUGGGUCCUGAGGACGUUUACGUUAAGAAGGGUAGUACCAUAAGCCUCACGUGCACAGUUAAUGUGCAGAGCACACCACCAAGCAGUGUCGCCUGGCAUCAUGGGGCAUCUGUCGUCGAUUUUGAUAGUCCCAGUAUGCUUGAUAAUCCCAGCGUUCAUCACAGGGGCGGUGUAUCCCUGGAAACUGAGAAAACCGAGGCUGGAACAACGAGUAAGCUACUAGUGACGCAGGCAAGAUCGAGUGACAGCGGAAAUUACACCUGCAUUCCAAGUAAUGCCAACUCUGCGAGUGUAAUGGUCCACGUGCUGAAUGGAGAACAUCCUGCAGCAAUGCAGCACGGUGGUAGCUGUGGGGUUGCCCCCACAAUUCUCCUCGCAACCCUCACUCUCCUCGUGGCCAAUCUGCUGAGAUGAGCGAGCACUGACAACAUCUAGAGGCCUAAGAAAUUCCUGAAACAACACUCUCCACUACCGACGAAGCCGCGAGUCAAGAUAACGCAGACACUGAUGAAGACGAUCAUCGGGGCAAUCUCAAGAGGAAACACGUACGUUUCUUGAUUAAAGUGUGAGUGAUUUUUUUGGCUGAGUGGGUAUGCGUGAUCGUUACAUAUAUUUUCAAGAACAAUGUUUAUAUGAUAGAAGGAACAUGAUGAUCAAGUGACUGUGGGCUAUCAAUUAAUAAUCAAUUAAUCAUGUUCUUGAUGAGUGAGUGAACGAGAAUGACAUGGGUACGUAGGUUUAAACUCUGUAAAUCAGUAAAUUAUCAGUAGAUUUAAUUAUGUUUAAUUCAGCCACUUCCGGUUAUUACUGUACAGUAAAUUGUAUUUAAAUGGACAGAUGAGGUACUGAAGUGAGUGCGUCAACGCCAUCGUAGUGAGGAAAAUCAAGUGUCAGUAUAUCCCAUAUUUCACAUUAUUCAGAGUUCACUCGAAUCAUCAGCCUCAUUCCUGAAAUAAUUUCGAUACUGAAAAAUUAACAUUAUGGAGGUAGAGGGAAGAUUCUGAAUACCACAAACUGAAACUCACAAGUUUUUUCUGCUUAAUGUGAAAGAGGAUUGGAUAAAGAGGGGCUGGAGAACUAAAACAAUACAUUUGAGCCAGUAUAACGAGGAGAAAAAGCACAAGGGAAUAAAAGUAUUACUGUGAGAUAAUAAAAAGUUAUCUACGGGGCGUGGAGGUUAUCCACAUCUUCAUUACCACCCCCUUUCUUCUAUCAUUUUUUAUAUUUUUACUUCCAUUUCAUUUGUGUUGCGAAUAAUGCUGACACUGUUUUUUCAUUACCUUGGGGAGGGGGAGGGGGAGGAGCCCCUGCAAGUGAAUUCAUCCAAACAAUCGCAUUUUCAAUGUUUCACCCCCAAAAUAUUUAAUUUCACUGGAUAUUUUCAUCUCCAUUCAACUCGAAAUAAAUGAUAAUUCAAUUUUGGUCGACGAAAGCCAGAAAUUUGAAUUAAAAUCGCUGCUCUGUCUGAGGAGAUUUCCAAAGCGAACAAUCAAAACGAUUUGAUAAUAUUUUCUGCAAUUUUCACGUGGCAUUGACAAGAUCCAAAAUCAUUAUCGAGAUGAGCAGUUGGGAGUAGAGAGUACGUAUAUUAAACCUAAAUAUAUGAAUAUAAAUAAAUUAAAUGAAUAUUUAUUCGUUGUGUAUUGAGGUGAUGUUACGAAUUAUGCCACAAGAAAAUAAUUGACUCAGCAGACUACGACAGAAUGAGGAAUCGUUAAUUCCCUGUGUAAAAUGAAGCAUUCCCUUUGGAAUUAUUUUAAUUAAAGAAUUGACAGAGACAUAGGAAAAAUUGAAUAACAAAAAAUUAUGAAUCAAUUCAAAUUCUAAUUGAAUAUUCAAUAGUUGACUAUGGUAAUGCUACUUUGAUAGCUCAUAAAUCACCAUUAAAUUAAAUAGAAAAAUUUUAAUAUACUAGGCGAAAUACAGGAGGAUAAAUGCAAAUAUCGUAACGAUUAAUUGAAAUACUCGAGGAAAAAUAACGACACAAUUACAAGGUUAUUUUAGGAUGUAUAGAUUUUUUAUAAAAAAAAUAAAAGAGAGAAUCAUUAACGAUGAAAAUAAUGAGAGUAUGCACCUCGACGAGCUGACAUUCAAAGACUGUUGAAUUCUCGACGUUUUAAAAGGAAAAGAAAGCGCUUUGUUUCCAAUAAAAAAAAUAUAUUUAACGAGAAUGAGAGAUUAUUAAAAAAAGAGCGGCGAUUCUAACACUAUGAUAAAGAAAACGAUUUAUAGUAUUAUUUCAUUCCAUAUAGUUUAUACGACAAAUGUAAAUCACGAAAAAAAAUUGAGAGUUGUAAAAUAUAAUGUCACGAAGGCAGUGGAUUGUUCAAAAUAACGUAAAAAAAGUGGAAGGGAAUCCAGCAGUGAGAGGAGAAAACUUAAAAGGAGCUUUCAUAAUUUUAUUUUUUUGCUGAAAAUGUUGUUCGAGCAAUAACGAUCUCCCAUAAAUGUUUAAUCACUGAAAUGAAAUGUAACUAACGUCCCUAUGAUUUUUUAUUACAUCCGAUACUCCACAUAAACAAUACGUCCAUUUUUUUUAUUUCUCCAUACACAGUAACGUAUUUUUUACUGAAAUAUUAUUCCUGAAUUCUAUGAGAACGAAAUACCGGCUUUUAGUGUUUCCUUAAUUAAUUAACUAAAAAUCCCUCGUCUUGAUCUUUCAUUUCGUCAAGGGCAUAUCACUUGGCGCUUUUCCAUCAAUCAAAAGACCUCUAAUAGGACACUUCACGCCGUGACAUCGAGGAGAAUAAUCCGGAAAAUACAGAUGAGACGAGGGAGUAAAUGAGGAGUUUGAGAGAUUGUGGGAGAAAAGGUGCGGAGACUUGAGCGACAAGUUGAGUGGUGUCACGGGAAAUUCUCACCCGUGCCGAGUUUUAUAGAGAGAGAGGGAGAGAGCGAGAGAGAGGAUAAAUAUUAGGAGCUGCAUUGUACAUAAACGUUCAUACCGAUAAAAAAAUGUGUAUCAUGUUGUAGGAAAAAAAUCGGAGAAAAUACAAAAAAAAAAAAGUGGUGCGAGGUGUGAUUGGUGACUAUGCGAGGACGAUAACUGGUAUUAUGAAAAAAAAAUAUCUCUUGACGUGACCCUACUGUUUAAAUAAAUGUAAUGAUUAUGGAAAAAACGGCAAAGAUG